Messenger RNA from Diatraea saccharalis (sugarcane borer), 666 nucleotides. NCBI's taxonomy places the organism in Eukaryota, Metazoa, Arthropoda, Insecta, Lepidoptera, Crambidae. The record is from the annotation of a GenBank genome assembly.
AUGACUGAUCGGCUAGGAAAGCGACGGGGCUCCGAAUUUCCACAACCAGUGAGCACGCCACCACAUCAGAAUCAAUCUAAGCGGAGACAAUCAUCAGCCCAAGUCAGAUCUUAUCAAGACGAGAGGCCUGAUAAAAUGGAACCGUCUCACAGGCAUGACGAUAAUCUAUCCAGGAAGGUCCCGGAGGUUUCCGAGACCGAAUCCUGGAAACCAGACCCGGAUACGAUCAGAGUAUCUAAGGGAUCGCCUAGCACUCGCGAGGAAAGGAAGUCCGCCAAUUACAGCAGGAGUGAUUCGAAACGGCAGGAUUCGGUAGAGCAACGUAAAAUGUACACCGCCAGCUCAGAAUCGGAGCUGUUCGAGUGUGCAAUCUUGCCCAUCUUCCACAAACUCCUCACCGAACGUCACAAAAGCCAACCUCAUGGCCUCAACCUUAGUUAUGGUGUUAGUUGUCCCAAUAUAUCAAUCAAAUGCGACAUAGUAGAAUACGAAUUGGUAUACUCUGAAUUUGUUUUAGGAAAGUUCAAAUUGUACUGGAAACGGAAUAAGAUGAUAAUGAGACUUAAGCAGACUGUAAAGCGCCAAAACAUAGAAGAUUAUACGAAGAAUGCCUUCGAUAAUGGUGAUGAAACACAGGAUAUAUUUUCUGUAUCACCAGAUCACUGA